AUGUCUGCUCCUGCUCCUCUCUUCGACUACAGCGUCCCCACCUUCAUCAAGGGACUGCGCACCCUGUCCAACAUCAUCCAAAAGGCCGCCGACUUCGCUCAGCAGCAGGGCACCCCCGUCGAUGAGGUCGCCGGCUGGAAGCUCACCGAGGACAUGCUCCCUGUCACCUUCCAGGUCCAGACGGCCUGCAACCUCGCCAAGAACUCCCUCCCCCGUAUCGCCGGUUACGAGCAGCAGCCCGUCGAGGACAAGGAGAAGACCGUCGCCGAGCUGCAGGCUCGCAUCGCCAGCACCAUCGAGUUGUUGCAGAAGGCUGAGCCCAGCCAGUUCGUCGGCAAGGAGAAGAACGAGUUCAAGAUGAUGGCUGGUCCUCGCGAGUUGGAAUUCAAGGUCCAGGAUUACUUGACCAACUUUGCUCUGCCCAACUUUUACUUCCACAUCACCACCGCCUACGCCAUCUUCCGUGCCAAGGGUGUGCAGCUGGGCAAGUUCGACUACCUGGUGCCUUUCAUGCAGUAG
Messenger RNA from Penicillium diatomitis, 519 nucleotides. Its product is annotated as DUF1993 domain-containing protein. Lineage: Eukaryota; Fungi; Ascomycota; Eurotiomycetes; Eurotiales; Aspergillaceae. The record is from RefSeq and is a predicted model, not a curated record. Bases 1 to 519 code for a protein of 172 amino acids. The transcript has a single exon.